AUGGCUCCAGCGCAGCAGUGGAUCAGUUCAUCUAAGGUGAUCCAUGUUCCGAGUGGGUACCCGGAUCCCUAUCUGCGUGUCUGCUCCUGUUUGAGCUGUGGUACCAGCCCGCAGCCGGAUCAGCUGCUGAAGUGCCCGGCAGUGACGGCUCUGGAGAGUAUGCUAGUCGUCACAACCGGCCGUGCAAAGAAGUCAAGGACAGAGGGGGAUCAGGCGACUGCAACGACAGACGAGGAUGACAAGCAGCUCAAGGACAGCGAAGCCGUGGCCGACGAGGAUCCAGAUGACGCGGAGGCUGCCAAGUUCAAGUUCCUACGCAAAACGUGGCAGAAUGGCGUAGCUCCCGAAUUCCUCAUGCAGCUCUUGGCCGUUGUCCCCGCGCACGUGGAAGCGAUCAUCUUGCCGUUCCCGCUGCCCUUUGCCACAGGGAUCAUGAAGGGAGUCCUGGAAUGGAACCGCGUCUACGGCAAGCUUCGGGCGUAUGAGCUGCAGUUAAUGAUGAAAGUUGCGCCCAAGGGCAUCACGGCCGAAGGCGGCGUCAGCAACAUGGACAUCAGGCACAACUUCGCCCUUGCCGUGGAGGUGGUCAAGACUGACAUGAGCACCGUUGCAGACGCUACUGUCGUCAGCCGCGGAACGCAGAGUCAGAAGCGCCCUCGCCAAAGCCCUCGGAAGCUCAAACUAGAAAGAGAUGGCAACGAAGAGGGAGGGCCAGACAAAAAUCCUGUUCAUGAAGAUGAUGCUGGCGAUGAAGAUGGCGAGGAGCUUGACCUGGCGGGCGAGUUAUCAAUGACUGAGCAUGGUUAUCAGGGUUGCAUCACAGUGGGUGCUGCCCUUUGCAGCAAGGAGCUUGCCAGCGUAGCCCAGGCCGACUCUGACGAAGAAAGUCCUGAGCAAAAUGUUAUGAGCAAGGAGAGAAUGGUGAUUUCUCGUCGCAACUUCUUGGCCAUGUCGAAACACAAAGUACAAGUGGCACCGACAUCGGCAACGUCGGCCCCGACAGUGGUGGGUGUGGGACUGCAUGCGCAAAAGCAGUUGAAAAAAGAUACACUCAUAGCGUGCAAAGGGCCGCUCGCCUUGACAAUGUCCUCGUGGUUUUUAGUUUUUGCUGCUUCCGUGUGGUUUCUGCCAGUAAUUAGCUCCAAGCUCAGGCCGUGGUUUGACUCAUUGCAUGACGCUCGCGCCUUUGCCACGGAGGUCGACUGUCAGCAGCGUAUUUGCAGAGUUCGCAUUCAGGAUGAGUCUGAGAUGGUUGAGAUGGAUGACGAGGACGAGGAGAAUCCUCGCCAGGGUGGCAAGUGCAAGUUCAUCGUGCUCACAGGCAUAGCGGGUUUCGUGAAUCACUUCGACGGCCUCGGCCUCGUGCCAAACGCACAGCUGGUUCUGAACCCAUCCGCAGGACUGGGAUCCCACUUGCUUCAGCUGAAAAUCUUGAAGCAAAUUCCGCGCAACACUGAGAUUUUGAUUGACUACGGCACGGAGAUGCAGCUUCCACGUCUUCCUCCUCUUCCACCUCCAGCUCCAAAGGUGAAAAGGAAGGCCAGAGCAAAGAAGCCGCCGACGCCGCGGAAAAAUGCGGCGAAAACCGAGGGGGGGGAUGAGGCAAAGCCGGAGUUGGAGAAGAAAGAGAAGACGGAAGAGAAGAGUGAGGAGGAAGAGCCGGAGCCAGACGAGGAGGAGGAGAACGAGAAGGACAUGAACGAUGACGAGGCCAACGGCCUGCAGAUCUCGCUGGACCAGCCAGUCUUCGGGCUAUGCCGAGAUACCCAAAUCCAGCAGAAGCCGCCGAAAAAACAAAAACUAACGCUGGUCAUUGAAGACAGCUUUCCUUGCGAAAGCAACGGCAGCACACGAGAGCAUAGCGCCAAGUCCCAGUCAAAGGGGCACCAGCAGCAAGAAACAUCGUCGAAGUCGUCCUCGGCCUCGGCCACGCCGGCCUGCUUCUGUUUUCGCAGCGAUUGUUCUGUGUGCAUGCGGGCCAUGCACGUGGGCGGCAGCAGCAUGCGCAGUUCAGUCAGUUCAGCCGCGGAUGAUGAGGCCAAGCAGACGGAGACAGGGCCAGUGGAGCAGAACAAGAAGCGCAAGAAGAGGGUUAUUCCGAACGAUGGCAAAGUCAAGCAGAAGCUGUCUGUGGAUGUCGCCAUAGUCAACACGAAGUGUCCUUUCGUUCGAGCAGCCUGGGCGGUUCCACCUUCAGUGGGGGUCCAGCUUAACGCAGAGCUUAACGCAGAGAUCCGGAAAAGCAUGGCGACCUCGUUCGAAGGCAAGGCGGUGCCCAACUUGGGCAGCCAGACAGUGGAGGAAGCCAUGCGGCAACAUCGUGCAUUUGAUCCAUGGUCCGUGAAGCCAGGACAUUUCCAGUUCUCUGCCUUUGCAAAGCCCACCAAAGACGGUGACGGUGACAGCAUGGAUGUUGUCGACACCACCGCGCCCUCGCCGUCGCCCUCUUCCGCGGAACUUCCAAGAACGUUGCCGCUGUCUUGUUUUUCCGAGAAGUUUAGCUCAAGGCUGGGCGGCAACCGUAUUGGCGCGGCAGAAGACCUCCUUCGAUGUUUCAGAGAUGGCUUUUCGAAGUCGGCCAUGGCGAGGCUGGUGAUGCCACAUUCGCAGGGCAUGCCAUUUGUUUGUCCGGAUGGUUUCUUGCCGAACCCAGCAUGGGCAUCCUUGCACGCCAUCAAGGCUUUGGCGCAAGAACUUCAGCAGGUCCCGUCUGAGGAAAGGACGCCCGCCCACGUGGACGUCCUCGCGAUCUUCGAGAAUGGCGUGGACGUGGAGUGGGUCCAAUUCAACACCUUCAUGGAAUGGGUGAUCCACCUCGAAGCGGACUCCGUGAAGAGGGAGAAGUCCAGCAAGGCAUUCUUCGCUGAGAGCGCCCUCAUCAUUAUGGCACUGGCCGAGAAGCACAACGAUGCGAGCACCGAGUACCGCAUGCUCUUAAAGAUGGGCGAGUACGCAGCGAGGAGGACGUCCGACACCUUGAAGGUGAUGAACCACGUGUCUAGUUCACAGUGUGCCCUGCCCAAUGAGGCUUUGCUCUACCUUGUGAACUGGCGCCGAUCUACAUCGCUGAAGAAAAUGGGGAUGUGGAAGGAGGUUUUCCUUCUUUCCACAGCACUCAAGGAUCUCAAGGGCAAAGUGGUGAAGGCAUAUGACCGAGAUGCCGGAGACGAUGCACAAGUCAUAGCCAUGCGGAUGGCAUGUGCAAAGGUGGACCAAGCAGUGAUGGCUUCGUCCUCGUCCUCGGCCUCAAAGGCCACAGCGGGCUCAACUCUGAACUCCCAGGUUUUCUCAGGGAUGUGUCAGCAUAUUGGGGCGGCCAUCGCGUACUUUGACUCCUUGCGCGUGCAGUACGCCGCAGUGUACGAUGGCGUCCCCACUGCCCAGAAGCUCGUGAGCCGGGUUUUCUCCGACCCGGUCUUGCUCAGCAAGUUGGCUGGACACAUCAACCAGUGCAAGCUGAUGCCAUCUCUUGCCCGCAGCAGCCAGAAUGAGUUCUCCAGCUUGGAACAAGUUCUGCGCCGCAACUUGGAGACAGUGGAGCGCAUACAGGCAGAAGCUCUUGAAAGGCAAGCUGCACAGAAGAAGCUCGAGCAAGAGCAAGCUGCAGCAGAGCGAAGGGAGCUGGAGAAAGCGGCGGCGGAGGCGGCGGCCUUGGAAGCCAUCCGGCGCAAGAAGGAGGAGGACACAGCAGCUGCUGAACGGAAGAGGCUGGAGGAUGAGGCAGCGGAGCAGCGUCGCCAGGAAAAGGAGCUGGAAGAAAAGAGGGCGGUGAGAGCUCGGGUGGACGUGGAGUUCGACCAAAUCUUCCAUGUCAGUGAUGGUGAGACGCUUCCUUCGAUGAACCUGAGCUCCAAUGAGUCCGUGCGGCUCUGGUUGGUUGGGUUCAAGGCCCACGAUCGUGGCCCGAAGAAGCUUGGCAUAGGCAGGCACUUCUAUGCCACAGAUGAACAAGGCUCCGUGGCUCAGCUCUUUCUCACAGACGGCACUUACACGACCCGCAUGAUGGAGGUGAUCCAUGUUCCGAGUGGGUACCCGGAUCCCUAUCUGCGUGUCUGCUCCUGUUUGAGCUGUGGUACCAGCCCGCAGCCGGAUCAGCUGCUGAAGUGCCCGGCAGUGACGGCUCUGGAGAGUAUGCUAGUCGUCACAACCGGCCGUGCAAAGAAGUCAAGGACAGAGGGGGAUCAGGCGACUGCAACGACAGACGAGGAUGACAAGCAGCUCAAGGACAGCGAAGCCGUGGCCGACGAGGAUCCAGAUGACGCGGAGGCUGCCAAGUUCAAGUUCCUACGCAAAACGUGGCAGAAUGGCGUAGCUCCCGAAUUCCUCAUGCAGCUCUUGGCCGUUGUCCCCGCGCACGUGGAAGCGAUCAUCUUGCCGUUCCCGCUGCCCUUUGCCACAGGGAUCAUGAAGGGAGUCCUGGAAUGGAACCGCGUCUACGGCAAGCUUCGGGCGUAUGAGCUGCAGUUAAUGAUGAAAGUUGCGCCCAAGGGCAUCACGGCCGAAGGCGGCGUCAGCAACAUGGACAUCAGGCACAACUUCGCCCUUGCCGUGGAGGUGGUCAAGACUGACAUGAGCACCGUUGCAGACGCUACUGUCGUCAGCCGCGGAACGCAGAGUCAGAAGCGCCCUCGCCAAAGCCCUCGGAAGCUCAAACUAGAAAGAGAUGGCAACGAAGAGGGAGGGCCAGACAAAAAUCCUGUUCAUGAAGAUGAUGCUGGCGAUGAAGAUGGCGAGGAGCUUGACCUGGCGGGCGAGUUAUCAAUGACUGAGCAUGGUUAUCAGGGUUGCAUCACAGUGGGUGCUGCCCUUUGCAGCAAGGAGCUUGCCAGCGUAGCCCAGGCCGACUCUGACGAAGAAAGUCCUGAGCAAAAUGUUAUGAGCAAGGAGAGAAUGGUGAUUUCUCGUCGCAACUUCUUGGCCAUGUCGAAACACAAAGUACAAGUGGCACCGACAUCGGCAACGUCGGCCCCGACAGUGGUGGGUGUGGGACUGCAUGCGCAAAAGCAGUUGAAAAAAGAUACACUCAUAGCGUGCAAAGGGCCGCUCGCCUUGACAAUGUCCUCGUGGUUUUUAGUUUUUGCUGCUUCCGUGUGGUUUCUGCCAGUAAUUAGCUCCAAGCUCAGGCCGUGGUUUGACUCAUUGCAUGACGCUCGCGCCUUUGCCACGGAGGUCGACUGUCAGCAGCGUAUUUGCAGAGUUCGCAUUCAGGAUGAGUCUGAGAUGGUUGAGAUGGAUGACGAGGACGAGGAGAAUCCUCGCCAGGGUGGCAAGUGCAAGUUCAUCGUGCUCACAGGCAUAGCGGGUUUCGUGAAUCACUUCGACGGCCUCGGCCUCGUGCCAAACGCACAGCUGGUUCUGAACCCAUCCGCAGGACUGGGAUCCCACUUGCUUCAGCUGAAAAUCUUGAAGCAAAUCCCGCGCAACACUGAGAUUUUGAUUGACUACGGCACGGAGAUGCAGCUUCCACGUCUUCCUCCUCUUCCACCUCCAGCUCCAAAGGUGAAAAGGAAGGCCAGAGCAAAGAAGCCGCCGACGCCGCGGAAAAAUGCGGCGAAAACCGAGGGGGGGGAUGAGGCAAAGCCGGAGUUGGAGAAGAAAGAGAAGACGGAAGAGAAGAGUGAGGAGGAAGAGCCGGAGCCAGACGAGGAGGAGGAGAACGAGAAGGACAUGAACGAUGACGAGGCCAACGGACGGGACAUGGAGGAGUGA
This is a messenger RNA of Symbiodinium sp. CCMP2592, 5709 nucleotides long. NCBI's taxonomy places the organism in Eukaryota, Dinophyceae, Suessiales, Symbiodiniaceae. The record is from the annotation of a GenBank genome assembly.